Postia placenta MAD-698-R-SB12 is the source of this 648-nucleotide messenger RNA. RefSeq lists its product as hypothetical. The record is from RefSeq and is a predicted model, not a curated record. The transcript has 3 exons. The coding region runs from base 1 to 648 and encodes 215 amino acids. Lineage: Eukaryota; Fungi; Basidiomycota; Agaricomycetes; Polyporales; Adustoporiaceae.
AUGUCUUCCUCCUCAUCGCGACUGGUGUCUGCUGCAUCGUUUUUCCUGCUGGCAGUGACCGUCGAAGCGCGAUACUACUCACAAAAUGGCUACUAUGGCAGGCGGAUCGCCGGCGGUGGGAUCGCGGGUAUCGUCAUAGGCGCCAUCGUGUUCUGCCUCCUCCUCUGCCUCUGCUGCGCGUUCUGCAUCCGCGGCCGGCGGCGCAGAGCCGCCGGUGCGCCAGCGACCACCAGCGCCGUGUUCGGCUCGCCCUGGCGCAGGAGCAGCGGCGCGACAGCCGGCACCGCCGAGGCGGGGUACGGAAACCCACAGCCUGGGUGGAACAAUAACGCUGGGACUGCCUACGGCGGGCAAAACAUGGCCGGAGGCGGGUACCAGCCGCCGCUUGGUGCACCACCACCGAAUGCCAACGUCGGAGGAGCGGGCACGCCGCUGCCUCAGUACGAACCGAAGCAGAGCGGAUUUGCUCCAGUAAGCCACCGUUGGCUGACGGCGAAUGUGACAGCCCCCUGGAUCUCCACCGGCGGCGCAUACGAGACACUGAGUGCGCUCAUGCUUCAGCUCUGCCCGCCCCUUCUUGUUGACAGAUCACGAUACCCGGUAAUGUUUUUGUUUUCAUUGACCCUCGCGUAUGCUGUGGAGCCCUGA